Messenger RNA from Mytilinidion resinicola, 1328 nucleotides. Its product is annotated as Lumazine synthase. Gene Ontology annotation, biological process: riboflavin biosynthetic process. Gene Ontology annotation, molecular function: 6,7-dimethyl-8-ribityllumazine synthase activity. The transcript has 3 exons. The record is from RefSeq and is a predicted model, not a curated record. NCBI's taxonomy places the organism in Eukaryota, Fungi, Ascomycota, Dothideomycetes, Mytilinidiales, Mytilinidiaceae. Gene Ontology annotation, cellular component: mitochondrial intermembrane space; riboflavin synthase complex; intracellular anatomical structure. Bases 215 to 853 code for a protein of 212 amino acids.
CUGUCUUUGCAUAACUUGCACUGAUCUGCCUUGAUAUCUCCGAUUGCGAAACUCGCCCGUUGACUGCGUAAUCAUCCUUGCGAAGCUAAUGUGGGGCAACCUAAGAGCCUCCCCCACCACACUUCAUCUCUCUGUACAGCUCAAGCAACCACUCCACGCAUAGCUUCUUAAUUUCGUUAACCGUUCGACCAUUUGUUGAACCCUCAAGUUCAUCAUGGCAACACUGAAAGGCCCAGGCGCGCCCAAGUCAUACGAUGGAAGCGGACUCCGCGUCGGUAUUGUCCACGCUCGGUGGAAUACCAAGAUCAUCAACGCUCUCCUCAGCGGCGCGAAGAAGGCACUGGCCGAUUCCGGAGUCAAGGAGGAGAACAUAGUGAUACAGAGCGUACCAGGGAGCUAUGAGCUACCAUUUGCCGUGCAAAGAAUGUACGCAUCCUCACAGCUCCAGUCGACUGCACUCGGCGCCGGUUCCCUCGUCAGCGCUGCGACCGACCUCCUUGGCGGCUCCACCAGCGACCUGCCCUCCCUGACGAAAGAACCUGCCUCUAAGGGGUCCACGGCCCCAUUCGACGCCAUUAUCGCUAUUGGCGUGCUCAUCAAGGGCGAGACGAUGCAUUUCGAAUACAUUGCGGAUGCUACUAGCCAAGGGCUCAUGCGCGUACAACUGGAUGCCGGCGUGCCAGUUGUGUUCGGUCUAUUGACGGUGCUCACAGAAGAGCAGGGACUUGCGAGGGCGGGUAUUGCGGGGGCUGGGGGGAAUGACGGGCAUAAUCACGGCAGCGACUGGGGCUCCGCGGCGGUGGAGUUGGGAGUGAAGAGGAAGGGCUGGGCUGAUGGCAAGAUGCUAGACUGAUGGUUACGGGAUGGACUGAGUUGGUGAGGCGUCCGUAGGUGACACAUCUAGGGACUAAAAUUGGCGUUGGGAUGGGAUGGCGGUCUAUAUCCCCUGCAUGAGCAGUGCAUCUGCCUCUUGCUAUACGUAGGAGGUAGCAAUGCCUAUGUUUUGUCUGAUCAACAGCAAUCUGGUUUCCUGGCAUGCCUUGCAUGUGUUGGGGCGCGUGAAUGCAUUGGAUAGGUCAGAGCCGUUCUCAGCAUCACUUGAAGUGUACAGAGCGUCACUAGUUCUAUUGUUCGCCUCACAUGGACUACGCUUGCCCCUCUUGUUGUAUUUCGUUGACCUAAAUCCUACAUUCGCCAAUAUAUAGAAUGCCGAGGGUCCUGAUGGAUCGCUUCGUCGCAGGGAAUCCACAGAGGCAAUGUACAGGACCUUCAUGUCCUCCAACAAAUCGAUGUCUAUCUGCUGUCUUCAUACCACGAUUUCAUGGCCC